AUGCCCAAGCACGUAAGUUGUUGUGUGCCUUUGUGCACCAAUAAUUUCAGAAACUCCUUCGGAUUGACGUUUUAUCGAAUUCCAAAAGAUGAAAGUAUUCGCAGAGAAUAUGUCCGUUUACUAAGAAAUGAUAAUUUGAAGAUAGAGUCCGACAGUACACGCGUUUGCUCUGUGCAUUGGACUGGAGGUAGUAAGCUCAGCAGAACUCACCUUCCAUCGAUAUUUCCUUGGAGCAAGAAGGAAAAGGAGCGACGGAUUUUGUCCAGAACGGAAGCGACUGCAAAUACAGCAAGCAAGAAAAGAAAAGUGGACGUGGGAUCUUCUACCGAAAUUGACGAAGGGACUCUUAUUGAAAUUGAUCACGAGGAGUCCAUUCCGGCCUCUUUUUGCGAUGCAGCGACACAAACUGAAAUGACUGUAGAAAUGCUGGAUCGAAUGGAAGCCGAACUUAAAGAGAUGAGAGAGGAAAAGGAAAGGUUGGCAAGGGAGAGAGACAAGUUAUCAAGGGAGUUAAAGAGACUUCAGCAUGUAACGAAAAAUCAGAAAUUUGACAUUGUAAAAUUUAAGGACAGCCCUGAAGAUGUCGAAUUUUACACAGGCCUUCCCCACUGGGAUGCACUUAUGCUCCUUUAUGACCUGGUCAGUCAGAAGGCUCAGAACCUGAACUAUGGCAGUUACGAAAAGAAAGACAGUGGUUCAGAGCAAAAGCUUGGAAGGCCCAGAGCAUUGACUUUAUUUGAAGAGUUUGUUUUGACUUUAAUGAGACUUAGGCUUGGCUUGUUUCAAAAGGAUCUUGCACACAGAUUUAAUGUUUCUGAAACUACUGUUUCUGUUGUGUUUAACACUUGGAUUCGGUUUAUGAGGAUUGAACUGGAGCCUUUAAUUUGCCUCCCCAGGAGAGAGCUUCUACAUCAGUUCAUGCCAAACAUUUUCAAGGAACUUUAUCCAAGGACAGUUCUAAUUAUUGAUGCUGUUGAAAUUCGAGCAGAGAGCCCCUCAUCACUUGACAUGCAGUCAGUGUGUUAUUCCUCGUAUAAAGGAACAACAACUAUGAAAGGACUAGUUGGUCUUUCGCCCACUGGAGCCCUGGGAUUUUUAAGCGAGCUUUACACUGGUAGCAUAAGUGACAAGGAGCUUACCAAAAUGUCUCAUGUGAUUGACUACUUGCAUCCUGGGGACGAUGUCAUGGCAGACAAAGGCUUUGACAUACAAGAUGACUUUGCUGCAAAAGGGGUUACUGUAAACAUACCUUCUUUUCUUAAAGGAAAAACUCAGUUCAGCAGAGAAGAAAUGGCACACAACAAAAAAAUUGCUAGCCUGAGAAUACAUGUUGAGAGAUGUAUUGAAAGGAUGAAAAACUGGCAUAUUUUUGACAGCAGAAUUCCUUUAACAUUGGCUCCUAUUGCUAGUGACAUGUUUAUAAUCAUAGGGGCACUUACAAACUUUUUACCACCUCUCAUUGAUUAA
Pocillopora verrucosa is the source of this 1467-nucleotide messenger RNA. RefSeq lists its product as uncharacterized. The record is from RefSeq and is a predicted model, not a curated record. NCBI's taxonomy places the organism in Eukaryota, Metazoa, Cnidaria, Anthozoa, Scleractinia, Pocilloporidae.